Molecule: messenger RNA, 3173 nt
Organism: Carassius carassius (crucian carp)
Lineage: Eukaryota; Metazoa; Chordata; Actinopteri; Cypriniformes; Cyprinidae
Product: bromodomain-containing protein 8-like
Exons: 19
Coding region: 101-2629 (842 amino acids)
Cellular component (GO): NuA4 histone acetyltransferase complex
Molecular function (GO): protein binding
Source: RefSeq, a predicted model, not a curated record
AAUAUAUUUGUGCGACAGCUCAUAGCGCUCCUAUAGGUGUUACACUACAAUAGUGCCGGCGGAAGUGAGUAGAACCAGCCGCGCGGCCUGUUUCGUGAAAAUGUCGACCGGGGUGGGAAAACACAAGAUGCUGUCUCUGGGUCCGACUGAACCCUGGUCAGUUCGGGAGAAGCUCUGUCUGGCCUCCUCAGUGAUGAGAAGCGGAGAUCAGAACUGGGUGUCAGUAAGCAGAGCCAUCAAGCCGUUCUCAGAGUCUGGACGACCCCCAGACUGGUUCUCUCAGAAGCAUUGUGCCUCACAAUAUUCUGAGCUGCUGGAAACCACAGAGGCCCCAAAACGUAAACGGGGUGAGAAAGGGGAGGUGGUCGAGACCAUUGAAGACGUGAUUGUGCGCAGAUUGACAGCAGAGAGGAUCGAGGAACUCAAGAGGCUGAUUAAAGACACACAGGAGAAAUACAGGAAACUGAAGAAAGAGGUAGAUUUGAUCCAGGCAGGUCAUAUGGACCCUAAACUGGAGGAGCUGUGGGCAGAUAUAGAGCUAAAGAGGAAGCAGGAAGAAGAGGAGGCUGAGCAGAAGAAAAGGGCAACUGAGGCAGCAUAUCAGGUUCGCCAGGCAGCUAAAAACACACCAAAGAGAGUUCCCAGCGUGACAGUACGUUCUCCACCCAGUGCUAGUUCUGCCUGCAUGGAUGUCUCACAGCCAGACACAUUGCAGCCAAUGACGGACGAAUCCUGUUCCAGUCCAAAGGCUCAAGGACUGUCCGUCUUCAUGCCUGUGUCAGAGGUCACGGGUCCAGGGCCUAAAGAGUCAGGUCUGAGCCCUCUGGUAGAUGACUCUCCACAGAAGAAGCACCUUGCCCCGAAAGCCACACCACCUCCCUCCCCGCUGCUGUCUGAAUUGCUGAAGAAGGGCAGUCUCAUCGCUGCCAGCUCUAGACUGGUGGUUGAAGGGGACGUGGCCACGGGUUUGAGUAAUGGAUCUCAUGGAGUUGAGCUUCACACUGCUGCAACUGCUCUGCCUGCUAAUCAAGACAUUACAGCAGAUGCUCCUACAUUAUCUCGUCUGUUGGAGAGUGCCACCCCAGUGCAGCAACCUGUCAUUGCUGAUCCCACUAAACCCCCCACAGUGGUCCCCCCAGCCCCGGACCACCUCUCUGUGCCCAAAACAGGAGCUGUAGCCGUUGCUGAAGGUUCUGGAGCAGAAGCAGUAAUGGCAGGGUCAUCCACGCUGGCAGACGUGGAGGGGAAAGAGGCCGAGCUGGUGGAGGUGUCAUACAUGGCUCACGAACUGGACCUGGAGACAGUGGGAGACAUCAUUGCAAUCAUAGAGGAGAAGGUGGAUGAUCCUGUGGAGGUUUUGGACGCAGCUGCGGUGGAGGCGGCUCUCUCUCUCUGUGAGGACCCAGUGGUCGGGGGCCACUCCCUCACCAGCCCUUGGGAGUCACAGACCUUUAAGGCAGAACCAGAGCCCAUCGUCCAGCAGAGUCCUGCCCCAGCGGUUCCACAGAGCUGCCCUGACCCUGCAGGUGUGCAGGGAGAAAUGGAGGUUCUGGUAGAGGAGGCUACAGAAACCGAAGUGCUUGACGGAGUGACAGGCGACACUGUGGUGCCUGCCGCCCCUAAUACAGAGCAAAGCCAGGACUCUGAGAUUAAGAUUAAGAUUGAGAGCGAGCGGCAAGGAGAGGGAGAAGGAGGGAUGGAGGAAAAGCAGCAGGAGAACAGAACCCCGAUUCUGGCCGUGAAGUGUGAGGGGGAAGACUGGGUUCAGCCAGAGACUGUGACGCCCUGUCUGGACUCAGAAGAUAGCUCAGCCUCGGCAAAAGACACAAAGGUGAAGGAAGAGGAUGUUGGCAGUGAGAUGGAUGUGGAUGAAGGGAUGGAGAUGAAAGAUUGUGGCGAUGGGGACGGAGAAGGGCCGUAUCUCUCUGAGGUCGAUCCUCCUGCCAGUGAGAGUGAGGAUGGAUACGGCAGUCACUCUCAGCGCUACACUACAGCGGACUCCACCGCCAGCAGCCCAGCCUCAUCACAGUUCUCCAUGUGUAGUGAAGAUCAAGAGGCCUUGCAGGCUCAGAAGAUCUGGAAGAAAGCCAUCAUGCUGGUGUGGCGGGCAGCGGCCAAUCACAGGUAUGCAAGUGUGUUUCUGCAACCUGUGUCUGAUGACAUCGCCCCAGGUUAUCACAGCAUCGUACACAGACCGAUGGACCUAUCAGCCAUCAAGAAGAACAUUGAGUCUGGGCAGAUCCGCACGACGGCGGAGUUCCAGCGUGACAUCAUGCUGAUGUUCCAGAACGCGGUGAUGUAUAACAGCUCGGAUCACGAUGUCUACCACAUGGCCCUGGAGAUGCAGAGGGAUGUUCUGGAACAGAUCCAGCAGUUCUUGGCUACUCAGCUGAUCAUGCAAACAUCAGAAUCGGGCAUCAGCACCAAGAGCCUGCGCGGAAGGGAGGCCAACCGCAAACAAGACCCCAAUGAGAAGACCCUGAGUCCUGCACACAAAGACCCUCAUUUAGAGCCAGAACCACCAGCCAGAAGGAAAAGGAACAACUCCAAACAAGACACUAAUGAGAAGGAUGGAGGCACCAGAGGGCGUCGCAGUGCCAUUGAAGCUGAUAUGAAGAUGAAAAAGUGAACUGAGAUGUCUCAAUCCAGCUGUUAUGGAAGUGCAAAUAGGCGUUAUUUCCGUUUCUUUAAGACGUUCUGGCUAAGUUUAGUUACUCAAUGCUUCGGUGGUUUGACACAGCAAUUCAACAGUCCAAUUACAGGACACAAAAAGAAGGGACUUUUUGAGGGCUUGACCCUCUUUCACAGAAACCAUUACUGAAUGGCAAUUCGAAUGAAUUACCUAGACCUGAAAAACUGGUCAAGUGUGUCCUGAGACCAGACACACAGGACAGGACAAACUGACCAUGUGUUUGUUUGAGUUUAGAGCAGUUGGUUAAAAGUUUUUGACUCGAUGUCACAAAUAUAGCUGUUAUUGGCCUUUCAAAAAAGCUGAAUGUACCACCGUCUUGACCACUGGAUGGUUAGAAAUCAGGGUGCCAUUUUCUAGAACGGAGAAUGAAACCUUACAAGCCAUUGUUCAAAGCAAAGAUUACUAUCGCCUUAUCAGUUUGAGAUGAUGUGGAAUGCUGAACGACGGAGGAAAGAGCAAUAAAAGAACGCUUUUUUUCUUC